GCCGUGCCUGGCCGCGCCUCGCCGAUGCAGGACUUCCCCGCCGUUGUCGCAAGGCCAUGCCUGGCCAUGCCUGGCCAUGCCACUAUGACGGACAGAAAUAGGUUGCGCGAGAUUGAAAGCAGCGCUUCCUAUCGCAGCCCUCCCAUCUUAUUCAGAGACCUCGACGCUUACUUUGAGUUCCUGGCCACCUGCAAGAGGGAGUUCGACGCCUCGUGGAGGCGAAAGUGCCCGGUGGGCCGCCUGGAGGACUGGGACCGGGUGAGAACCUUGGGGUCGGGCUCCUUCGGUCGAGUGAUCCUCGUCCAGAACAGAGACACCAAGCAAUUCUGCGUCAUGAAGGUGAUGGAGAAGGCCAAAGUAAUCAAAAUGAGGCAAAAGAACCACGUGCACGACGAGAGGCGAGCUCUCAACUACGUCAACUUCCCGUUCAUCGUGUCCCUGGUCACGUCGUUCAAAAACUUCAACUACGUGUUUCUGGUGAUGCCGUUCGUGCCGGGGGGCGAGAUGUUUUCCUACCUGCGUCGCGUUGGCAAGUUCGGCGAGGACCAGGCGCGCUUCUACGCCGCGCAGGUCGUCCUGUCCUUCGAGUACCUGCACAACGUGGACCUCAUCUACCGCGACCUCAAGCCGGAGAACAUCCUGCUGGACGACAGGGGCUACGUGAAGCUCGCCGACCUGGGCUUCUGCAAGGUGGUGAAGGGGCGCACGUGGACGCUGUGCGGCACGCCGGAGUACCUGGCCCCGGAGCUCAUCCUCAGCAAGGGCUACGGCAAGUCGGCCGACUGGUGGUCGUUCGGAGUGCUGCUCUACGAGAUGGCGGCGGGCUUCGCUCCGUUCCACGGCUCCGAGACCAUGCGGACGUACGAGAAGAUCGUGGCGGGCAGGUUUCGCACCAUCCCGCAUUUCUCUCCGGAGCUCAAGGACCUGGUGGAGAGGCUGCUGCAGGCGGAUCUGUCGAGGAGACUCGGCAUUCUGAGAGACGGGGUGAACGACGUCAAGAGGCACGCCUGGUUCCGGUCCACCAACUGGCUCGCCCUGUUGAACAAGCAAGUGAGAGCUCCGUACGUACCGCGGUGCCAAUCCCCAGGGGACUCCAGCAACUACGACGUCUACGUGGAGAGGGAGCUGACGACAGCCAGUCAAGACAGGUUCCCCAACGAUUUCAUUGACUUUUGAGAGGACGCAGUCAGGACGCAGUCCCAUCGCACAGAGUGGUCUUAGAAUGGUCUUCGAAAUGUCGCGCGAUUUAUAUCGUUAAACGCCUGCGACGCCUGUCCGAAAUAAGCCACCGUCUGUCUUUGCCGGCCAUUGCCCUCAAGACCUCAAGAGCGACAGAUUUGAAUUUGGCGGUUCUCUACGAUUCAUCAGGUGCACCAGGACGUCCCCGAACCACGCUUCACCAACACCGGAGGUGGACUCUUUAACUUUAUUUAUGGUAAAGCGCCAACAAUUGUUUUACAAGAGGAUGACCUGACGGCGAACCCAACUAGAAGUUCUCUAGAAGCGUUUCUCCAAGGAAACGGCUUUGUUCAAAUUUCUCAUAGUCUGUUACGCUUUUGUUCUCAUAGCCCUAACGUGUCUUCUGCUAGCGAGUUGUUACGUCAUUGACGGGUAAUUGACCAUCGUCCUGACACUGACAUUGACAGGGCAGGACUUUAAAGCUCGACACGGUGCGUCUGUCGAAAGGCUCCACGACUAACCUCUAGAUUCCUGCAGCCUUGUCUGCUCUCUUGCGUCAGCCGUUCCAGAGACGGCGAAUCCAGCAGUGUUCAUUCGUGUCAGUUGCGGUACAGCAUCACAAUGGUGAGGGG
Messenger RNA from Thrips palmi, 1811 nucleotides. RefSeq names its product cAMP-dependent protein kinase catalytic subunit 1-like. Gene Ontology annotation, molecular function: cAMP-dependent protein kinase activity; ATP binding. Gene Ontology annotation, biological process: peptidyl-serine phosphorylation. The transcript has 3 exons. Bases 25 to 1176 code for a protein of 383 amino acids. Gene Ontology annotation, cellular component: cAMP-dependent protein kinase complex; nucleus. NCBI's taxonomy places the organism in Eukaryota, Metazoa, Arthropoda, Insecta, Thysanoptera, Thripidae. The record is from RefSeq and is a predicted model, not a curated record.